This is a messenger RNA of Xenia sp. Carnegie-2017, 1127 nucleotides long. RefSeq lists its product as uncharacterized. The coding region runs from base 315 to 698 and encodes 127 amino acids. The transcript is spliced from 3 exons. The record is from RefSeq and is a predicted model, not a curated record. NCBI's taxonomy places the organism in Eukaryota, Metazoa, Cnidaria, Anthozoa, Malacalcyonacea, Xeniidae.
GUCGCUGCAAGAACACCAUUCAUGCUAAAUGGUUUGAUGAAAAGAAUAUUCAGCAUGGACAUUCUCCUCUGCCUCUGCGUUGCAAAACAUGGAAAAAAUACUGGUGUGAUAGAUCUGGCAAAGAAUGGCCGCGUUUCUGUAGUGCCAGGCGGUGUGACCGGGAAGCAGAUGGAAGUGCGCAUGUCUUUGUGGAUUGUGAAGAAGAUGAAGAGUACAUCAUUCCAACUUGCGGCUUUCAUAGAAAUCCCAGCGAGAAGUACUUUCAAAAAACAAACAGAAAUGUCAUUGCUGUCUACAUUGACAGAGACAAAAUUAUGAAAGAACUUUUGGAUAACCUCAACACAAUGUCUAACGUUGUUCCCAUAAAGUCUGGAAUGAGAGUGCGCAAUAAAUCUGGCACUAGUCUCUGUAACGCACGCUUUUUUAGCUCGUGGAAAAAGUUUUAUGUUGGCAAUAAAAAGAGGAAAUGGCCAGACAUUUGUCGCAUUAAAGGUUGCUGUGAGUCAGCCAGGAGCGGAGCACACGUAGAAAUUGAAGGAGAUUGUCCCUGCGUUUAUAUUGUGCCCAUGUGUGACAAGCACAACACACCCCAUAUAAAGGAUUGGCUUCAAGUGAAAGGAAAAACUAUUUUAGUGAAAAUCGAAUCGGAGGACUCUAAAGGUCCAGCUGGUGUGUGUUACGAAAAGAAAUGCCAUUAACUUUAAGCUGCUAGAAGCCGUGGUUAUUCUUUGAUGCAGAGAUGUCUUUCCACUGAAAAUGUUUGGCUACUUUUAACUUUCUAAUACAUUUACAAGUUUUCUUUUACUUUUUAGAUUAGACAGGAUUUGCACUGUUACAUGUUUUACUCCAGGGACGGAUCCAUAUGGGAAAUGCUGGGUGUGUGCACCUUUACCCGAGCUCAGAUAAUACAAUAGCUUGUCUGCGAGGGUGUUAUUGUACAUAGAAUUUCCUAUUGUACGUAGAAUUUCCUAUUAAAUUUACCAGGAUCUGCCCUUCCACACAUAUACAUUUCUAUAUGCCUAUUUAUCUACACGAAUUUCAACCAAUGUGUACAAAAGUAUUUAUUUUAGCUACAUGCACUUAUACAUAGAAUUCAUGAACAAAAAUAAAUGCAGUGUUUGUUGAAA